This is a messenger RNA of Trichoderma atroviride IMI 206040, 2114 nucleotides long. NCBI's taxonomy places the organism in Eukaryota, Fungi, Ascomycota, Sordariomycetes, Hypocreales, Hypocreaceae. The record is from RefSeq and is a predicted model, not a curated record.
AGCGAGCCUUGCUCUCUGCUAGGAUGGACCAAAGAACGCUGCUAAAUACAGGCAGUGGUCAGCAGGAGGCUCAGAUUCCAACAAAGCCACCCCCUUACGAAGAGAAGAAGAGGCACAGGACUCAGUUCUCUUGCACGCACUGCAGAGUUAAAAAACUCAAAUGCGAUCGAGGACAUCCUUGUGACAAUUGUGCCAAGCGCAAUCUCUCGCAUUUGUGCCACUAUACGCCCACUGCGGUACGCGAUAGGGCAGGGCAGGCUUACCCUGUCACUGGCCGUGGCGACAUCUCUAACAGGAUACGCCAUUUGGAAAGCAUUGUCUUGUCAUUGAGAAACCAAAAUGCCGGAAGUCAGAGUCAAAUGACGGAGCUGUCGGGGGGUUUUCCAAUGACAUCUGGUACUGAUGGAGGCCAAAUAUCCGGCGAGAUUUCGCAGGGUCUUGCUACAGGGAAAGGAAACACAAUUAGUUCUCCAGGAAUAAUGCUUACAGGCCAUAUGGGCACAAGAUGGGUUGAUGCUACGCAUUGGGAAGCCAUUCUGGACGAUGUAGGUGUUCAGGGCGAUUGCACGGAAGCACUUGAGCGAGCAGAUGAUGAGUUUCUUCUGGGCACUACCGAGGAGGAAAGCAGUGGACCAACAUUAUUUGUUGGGUUGUCUCCAUUGAUGAAUCGUUCUGAUGUCCUAGCAUUCCUACCUCCAAGGCCUGCAGUCGACCGUCUUAUUUCUCGUUAUUUCAAUGCCAAGGAACCCUCCACCAUGAUUCUCCACGUUCCAACAUUCCACCGAGAAUACACGCAGUUUUGGGAAAACCAACAGGCGGCACCUAUAGCAUGGGUUGGCCUUCUAUUCGAUAUUAUGUGCUAUGCAAUCUUCUUUUACGCUCGUGCGGGUGACUCUCUUCCAGGCUCUUUGGGCGAGCCGGCGCAUGUUUCUGAAGUCUACAGAACCUGCGCAGCACAAUGCUUAGUUCUCGCAAACUACACCACCCCAGGAAGGUACAAGGUCGAAACUCUCCUCCUCUACUCCGGAACAGAGUUUUUAAGGACCGGCGAUACCCAAAUUGGUAGCUCAAUUCUCGGCGGUAUUAUUACUAGGUUAGCGAUGCAUAUGGGCUACCAUCGCGAUUCGAAACACUACCAGAACCUGUCGGUCUUUGAUGGGGAGAUGAGGAGACGGGUUUGGGCUUUGAUAUGGCAAGCGGAUAAUCUUAUUUCCUUUCAAGUUGGCCUCCCUAAAACUAUACCUGACUUACAAUGCGAUACGGGGUUGCCUCACAAUCUUCUCGACGAAGAUUUCGACGAAACAACAAAAGCUCUCCCUUCGCCCAGGCCUAUGGUGGAGCGUACUCCAGUGACAUACGCAAUAGUGAAAAGCAAACUGAUGUCUGUGUUUGGCCGGAUCGCUCAAAGAUCCUAUUCGGCCACGGACACAAAGCAUGAGGACGUGGCACAGCUCGACGAGCAGCUGCAAAUUGCACAUAGCUCAUUGCCGGCUUUCCUGCGCAUCCGCACAAUGAAUAUGUCCAUUAUGGACCCAGCAGACCUCAUUAUGCAACGGUAUAAUCUUGAACUGCUAUAUCAGAAAGCUCGAUGCGUCCUCCAUCGGAGAUAUUUAGUUAUAUGCCGUUCCGAUUUGAGGUAUGCUUACUCAAGAUGGUCGUGUGUAGAUGCAGCAACGCAGAUUCUUCGACAUCAGAAUGACAUCUACCACGAGACGCAACCAGGAGGGCAGUUGCAUAGAGAUAGGUGGUUUGUAACGUCACUUACAAGCCAUGACUUUCUCCUUGCUGCGAUGAUACUGUGCUUGGAGCUUUCUUCCAAGACUGAGCAGGAUUCGGGUAAUGCGCACCUCAACUCUGAUAGUUCAACAUUUGAGGGCAGACAAGGAUUGCUACGUGCGCUGGAGACAUCGUACAGUAUUUGGAUAGCGUUCACUGAAGUGUCCCCGGAGGCUCGCAAGGCUUCCAAGGCACUUGAAGUAAUGUUGCAAAUUGCGAAAAAGAGCCACCAAGGGUCUGUACGGAGUGAAGAAGAGUCUGCGGAUAAUCAUCAGUCUAGGCUGCAUAAUGCACAUGGUGCGUCCUACCAACUCAUCACUCGCAGCUGUAGAUGGUAA